Messenger RNA from Coffea arabica (coffee), 2619 nucleotides. RefSeq lists its product as uncharacterized. Gene Ontology annotation, biological process: glucan catabolic process. Gene Ontology annotation, molecular function: beta-glucosidase activity. The record is from RefSeq and is a predicted model, not a curated record. Lineage: Eukaryota; Viridiplantae; Streptophyta; Magnoliopsida; Gentianales; Rubiaceae.
UUUUCCUGGGCAUCUCAUACGUUCAGAUAAAACUUUUGGUUCCAUUUUUUUUUGAGGGACUUCUUGGUUCCUUUUUCCAGAUUCUUGAUAGUUUAUCCAAAAAAGUGUUUCUUGAUUUUCCUAACUAUCAUAGUGUUACAUGGAUAAUUUUUUUAUACUUUCCCAGGAUUUCCAUUUUUACUCGUCCUCGCUUUUUUAACAAGUCCAUUUCGUCAAACAAACGCACGGACAUACAUGUUCACGUUUCAUGUUUCGUGUGUCCACUGUCCAAGAUAUUCUCCUGUCCAAUAGUUGCUCUUCCAAAUACUUGAAUAGUUUAUCUCCAGAUUUAAAACAGCAAAAAUUGGGAAAAUGCUGCUUCCUUGUACUUCAGUUAUCUAAACGUUUUCCAAAGCCACGGUUUACAUCAGUGAGAUUUAUUGAUGGGAUGCUUGGAAUCUAAUAGAAUUUUCUGUACUCUUUUGUCUGUUGAAGGUGAUGCUGAGGCUCAAAAUGGCGAAAGGUUCCUUACUGGCUUUUGGGAUCGCAUUGUUCUGCUUCUGUGCAGCCAUGAAAGCAGAAGCAGAGUACUUACCUUAUAAGGAUCCCAAACAGCCCAUAAAUACUAGAAUUAAGGAUUUAUUGAGCAGGAUGACCUUAGAGGAGAAAAUUGGCCAAAUGGUACAGAUAGAUCGUAGUGUCGCCUCCGGAGAGAUCAUGAAAAAGUACUACAUCGGGAGUGUACUGAGCGGCGGAGGGAGUGUUCCAGCUAAGCAGGCUUCGCCGGAGACAUGGGUGGACAUGGUAAACGAUUUCCAAAAGGGUUCAUUGUCUACGCGUCUUGGGAUACCAAUGAUUUAUGGGAUUGACGCUGUUCAUGGCCACAACACCGUCUACAAGGCUACCGUUUUUCCUCAUAAUAUUGGUCUUGGGGCCACCAGGGACCCUGCACUAGUGAAGAAGAUUGGAGCUGCAACUGCCCUUGAAGUGAGAGCUACAGGCAUUCAAUAUGCUUUUGCACCUUGCAUUGCGGUCUGCAGAGAUCCCAGAUGGGGCCGGUGUUAUGAAAGCUACAGUGAAGAUCCCAAAAUUGUGAGAGCAAUGACUGAGAUUAUCCCGGGAUUACAAGGAGAAAUCCCUUCCAAUGGCCGCUUAGGGGUUCCUUAUCUUGCUGGCCAAAAGAACAUUGCUGCAUGUGCUAAGCACUUUGUUGGUGAUGGAGGAACGACUGAAGGCAUCAAUGAGAAUAAUACAGUGAUCAGCAGGCAUGGUUUGCUUAGCAUCCAUAUGACCGGCUAUUAUAAUGCAAUUAUCAAGGGUGUAUCGACUGUCAUGAUCUCCUAUUCAAGCUGGAAUGGAAUAAAGAUGCAUGCUAAUCGUGAAAUGAUCACUGGUUUUCUUAAGAACACACUCAGAUUUCGGGGAUUUGUCAUCUCAGAUUGGCAAGGCAUUGACAGGAUUACCUCUCCUCCUCAUGCAAAUUACACGUACUCAAUUGUCGCUGGUGUCAACGCCGGAAUUGACAUGAUGAUGAUUCCAUACAACUAUACAGAAUUCAUUGAUGGUCUAACCUUCCUGGUUAAGAACAAUUUUGUUCCAAUGAGCCGAAUUGAUGAUGCAGUGAAGAGGAUUUUGAGGGUGAAGUUCACGAUGGGCAUCUUUGAGCACCCAUUGGCCGACUAUAGCAUGACCAAAUACGUUGGGUUGCAGGAGCACAGAGACCUGGCAAGAGAAGCAGUGAGGAAAUCUCUUGUGCUGUUGAAGAAUGGCGAAUCCGCAGCCAAGCCAUUGCUACCCCUCCCCAAGAAAGCGAAACGCAUUCUAGUUGCAGGAACCCACGCUGAUAAUAUUGGUAACCAAUGUGGUGGGUGGACAAUUGAGUGGCAAGGCCUCAGCGGCAACAUCACAAAAGGUACCACAAUCCUGACUGGUAUAAGAAAUGCAGUUGAUCCAACAACAGAAGUUGUGUACAGCGAAAAACCUGAUGCAGAAUUCGUCAAGUCCAACAAGUUCUCCUAUGCGGUUGUUGUGGUGGGAGAGCCACCAUAUGCUGAAACAGUCGGGGACAGCUUAAACUUGACGAUUCCUGAACCAGGCCCUAGUACCAUUACUAACGUUUGUGGGUCUGUGAGAUGCGUUGUAGUUCUGAUCACCGGCCGGCCUGUCGUCAUUCAGCCAUACGUGAAUCGAAUUGAUGCACUUGUAGCUGCUUGGCUUCCAGGAACUGAGGGCCAAGGGGUUGCUGAUGUUUUAUUUGGUGACUAUGGUUUCACGGGCAAGCUUCCUCAUACAUGGUUCAAGACGGUUGAUCAACUGCCCAUGAACGUCGGGGACAGACAUUAUGACCCGUUGUACCCAUUUGGAUAUGGCCUGAACACAGAAGCCAAGAAGGGCAACUGAAAUCCUGAGUGAGAAAAUUUUCUGAUUCAAACAUAUUUUUGGUGGAAAAAAAGAAAUAACAGGCUACUAGUUGAUGAAAUUGGUGCCAGUGAUGUGAAGUGUAUUUUCAUUCUAGUAUAGUUUUACUAAUUUGCUUUUAAGGUGGAAAGCUUUUUUAGCUAAGCAUCAUCCAUCCAAUGCCCAAGCUUUAAAACCUGUAGUGCUGAAUCAGAUAUAAAUCAGAGAAACCAUUGUGGAAGA